AUGGAAGACCCGCUCGAAGAGGAAGAAGAAGAAGAUAUGGAAAACCUGAUCGAGCCAGGAGAAGCAGAAGAGAUGGCAGAUCCAAUUGAAGUAGGAGAAGAAGAUGACAUACCCAUAUUCUGGGUCGAAAAUGACCAUCUCGACUUCGAGGACACCGAUUCUGAAGACGAGGAAGAGACAGAAGUAAUGAUGAACGAUCCCGAAGCACCCCCAUACGAAUCUGAAGAUGAGAAGAACAGUUGGAUUUGGAGGUCAUCAGGACCAAAAGAAAAAGAGAAGGUCAAUUGUGCCACCUUCAUGCUGCAAGAUGAAACAGAUAGGUGGUGGAAGGGAGUCAAGAGGGCAAUGACCCCUCGGGCCAGGGCGCCCUACAUCACUUGGGAGCGAUUCAAAGAACUCUUCAAUGAGAAGUACUUUCCCUUGAAUUUAAGAAUGAAGAAAGAGAGAGAAUUCAUGGAGCUAAAGCAAACCGAGGACAUGUCUGUCGCCCAGUACAAGGACCCUUUCAGUCGAUUAAUCAGUAUAAGUACUCAGUCCUAUUCAGAAGUGGUGUUGCAAGCCUUUACCACUGAGACUAACCUAAGUCGAAUCGAAGCUAUUCAAGGAGAAAGUCAGCAAGGGAGCAGUCAUAAAGCAGGCAAGAAGCUGGAACUCCAAAGGUCGAAGUUCAAGCCUAGCACUCCGUGCCAAAGAUGCCAGAAGCAACACCAUGGGAAGCCGUGCCGAUUUGGAACAAAAGGUUGUUACAACUGUGGAGAGAUGGGACAUCUCAACCAGAACUGCCCAAAGAGAGGGAUCACUAUUUUAACUGCCAGCAGACUGGUCAUUUUGCAAAGGACUGUCCCAAACCACGGCUGA
Molecule: messenger RNA, 858 nt
Organism: Diospyros lotus (date-plum)
Lineage: Eukaryota; Viridiplantae; Streptophyta; Magnoliopsida; Ericales; Ebenaceae
Exons: 3
Coding region: 1-858 (285 amino acids)
Molecular function (GO): nucleic acid binding; zinc ion binding
Source: RefSeq, a predicted model, not a curated record